Molecule: messenger RNA, 2631 nt
Organism: Blepharisma stoltei
Lineage: Eukaryota; Ciliophora; Heterotrichea; Heterotrichida; Blepharismidae
Source: the annotation of a GenBank genome assembly
AUGAGGUUAGAAUUUCUCUUUCUCUUAGUCCUUUGCACUUUUGCACUAGAUACAAGUAGCUGCCGUAAAAUAACUUGUGGGAGUGGAACCACAACAGGAGCCUGCGAGACUGUAAGCACAUCAUCUAUUACAUUUACCCCAUGCGCCAGUGGUUUAAUAUGUAACAGUGAUUUUUCAGAUCUACAAACAACAGCAGAAUUCACAGCAUCCCAAUGCAUUACUAGGCCAAGCACAAUGUGCACUGAGACCAGCUCAAGUUCAAACCUGAAGCAAGGCGAUUGCUGCACCUAUUAUAAAGACUGUGCAAGUGACUGGUGUUACAAUGGCAGGUGCGAAACAGCUUGCUUUAACUAUACUGGCUCUUCCAAAGGGCCAGCUGGAUCUUGCUGCAGUGUAAACUCUUAUUGUGCUAGUGGAUCAUGUGACUCUGAUGGAUAUUGCGUCGGAAUUCAGGAUGGUGGCACCUGUACAGCUGACGAAGACUGUUUUCCUAACUAUUAUUGUGAUUCAUACCAUAAUUAAAUAACAGCACCUGCAUAAAGCCUAUAUAAAAAUAAAUUCUUUCAAAAAUAAGAUAUUGUUUUUAAUAGAAAUUUUUAGGAGAACUUUUUGGGACGGCAAAAAUACUGAAGGCUCUCUGCAAAAAACUGCAAGGCCAGUAAAAAAAUAGCAAAGCCAAGCAAAAAAAUGCAAAACUUGCAAAAUUUUUGCAAGUUUUGCAAAAACAUUGGACAAAAGCAAAAGCAAUUUAAAAAAAAAAGCAAAGCCAUGCAAAAAUUUAAAAAAAAAAAAAAAAAAAAUUUCGCAAAGCAGGCAAAAACUUUUGCAGGGUGGCAAAAAAGUUGCAAAAAUUGGCAAAAAUCACGAUUAGAAAAUUUAACAGUAAAAUUUAAUAAUUUAUUGGAAGUGUAGUACAAUGUUAAAUUAUUUAAAAAACAUAUAAUAUAGAAAAAAUAGAAAUUAAUUUCGUUAAAUAAAUGAUAAAGUUUAAUACAAAUAUCUUUUAAAGAAUUUUCUAAAAGCAUGACUUAAAAAUUUUCAAAAUUUGGAAAAUUUAAUUUUGGCAAAAUUUUAAAAUGAGAUACAACAAAGUGUUUUGCCAAAAUUAAAUUUUCCAAAUUUUUAAAAUUCUUAAGUUAUGUUUUUGGAAAAUUCUUUAAAAGAUAUUUGUAUUAGACUUUAGCAUUUAUUUCACGAAAUUAAUUUCUAUUUUUUCUAUAUUAUAUGUUGUUUGAAUAAUUUAACAUUGUACUACACUUCCAAUAAAUUAUUAAAUUUUACUGUUAAAUUUUCUAAUCGUGAUUUUUGCCAAUUUUUGCAACUUUUUUGCCACCCUGCAAAAGUUUUGCCUGCUUUGCGAAAUUUUUCAUUUUUUUUUUAAAUUUUUGCAUGGCUUUGCUUUUUUUUUUAAAUUGCUUUUGCUUUUGUCCAAUGUUUUUUUGCAAAACUUGCAAAAAUUUUGCAAGUUUUGCAUUUUUUUUGCUUGGCUUUGCUAUUUUUUUACUGGCCUUGCAGUUUUUUGCAGAGCCUUGCAGUAUUUUUGCCGUCCCAAAAAGUUUCUCCAAUUUUUAGUAUCAAUACUUGUAUAAUAUCAUCUGGAAGCUGCAAAGAAUCAAAAGGCAAAGAAGACCCAUGCACACGCAGCAAUCAAUGCGGUAUAGGUUUCUUCUGUAGCGCGACUGAUGGGACAGGGCUUUGCUAUCAGCUGUAUUCUCAAGAUUUAGGACAUAAAACACAAACCGAGCUGAUAUGCAAAAGUGGAUAUAUGAGCAAUGGAAUUUGCGAUUCCAUCGACGUCUAUGUAGGUACCAAAAAACUAUCAGAGCCUUUUAGAUGCAAUAUUGGAGACACUUGUACAUAUAAGUCAAACCAAAAAGGAACAGUAAUUUCUACAGGCCCUUGCUACUGCGACGGAGUAGGUACAGAUCAAGGCUAUUGUGGUGAUAUGAUAGAGUAUGCAACUGAAGUUUUAGAUACAAUGAGAAAGAAAUUAAGAUAUACAUCAUCACAAUGCUCAGGGGCAAAUUCGCAUACGUUGGAUUGGGAUAUACUUUCUCUUUGUGAAUCAGUGUCAACAGAGCUUUAUACUUAUUAUUUGUACUCAUUAGAGCAAGCACAGUAUUGGACUAUUUAUCAAUCAGGAGCAUAUACAUAAAAAUGGUGAUGACUUACCACCCUACCUCUCGACCCUAUUUCCUCAACAGCAGCAGGCAACGGCUUAGUGUUGGAGAUUUAGGUGGAAAGAGGCCGGUAAUCCUUUAUGUAUGUCGGCUCGGACCUUAGGGAGCUAAUCCCUGACUUAGAGUUUUUCCUCCAUACAAUUAUUGGAAAGGGUAAGGUCGGCCCAUGUCUGUGUACCCACAGACACUGAAGACGGUAUUUGCCUAAUGAGAAACUGGGAAUUCCGACCAGUGUCCGUCGAGCCUCCUCGGGAGGGAUGAACGUGUAGGGGUGGAAAUCCCCAGCCUUCAAGAUGAACGGCAUAACAUAAUCUUAAUCUUAAUUUAUCAAUCAGGAGCCAUUGAUAGCUGCCUCUUGGACUUAGGGCUUUUUGAUCCUGGCUAUGACGAAGGAUCAUAUGACUCAGCUGCAUUACUAGCUGCAGGAUUUGCCUUUUUAAUUUUAGCUUAG